Messenger RNA from Cryptococcus wingfieldii CBS 7118, 2322 nucleotides. RefSeq lists its product as hypothetical. The transcript has 6 exons. The record is from RefSeq and is a predicted model, not a curated record. Lineage: Eukaryota; Fungi; Basidiomycota; Tremellomycetes; Tremellales; Cryptococcaceae. Gene Ontology annotation, molecular function: ubiquitin protein ligase activity. Gene Ontology annotation, biological process: protein polyubiquitination; protein monoubiquitination. The coding region runs from base 1 to 2322 and encodes 773 amino acids.
AUGCCCCGAAAUAUAGCAGUCGAGGACAAUCUCUACCUCGACGAAGCCGAAGAAUUCAUCCUGGAACACGCCGUCGUCGCCUCCCCACCCCGCUCAUGGCGCCCCAAGCCCACCCCCUCCAACCCUCCAACCACAUCCACUGCCCCACCCGAGCGGACAACGACAACGCGUAGAAAGAUGGAUUGGACCGAAGAAGUCAAGGCCCACCCUGACGAGCCGCUAGACGAGAGUUACUGGAAGAAGGGCAAACGCCGGGCAAGUGGUGUGGCUGAUGAUUAUGAGGUGGGUGAUGAGGAAGGGGGCGCUGAUCAGGAAAGGUGUAUAAUCUGUUUGAUGGGUUUGAACGAUAGGACCAUCGUCGGUGUUUGUGGGCACGAAUUUUGCUUUGAGUGUAUCUGUAUCUGGUCGAACCAGAGCAGGAAAUGCCCUCUAUGCUCUGGCGAUAUGGCGCCGUUCCUACUACAUGACCUCGACGCAGAAGCGCCUACCAAAUACUAUCUCCCUCCCCUUCCAUCCAAACCAGCUCAAGAGACCAUCAGGGAUCGUCUUCCCACCAGGCAAGAACGCGCAAGAUCCGGAGAGCCAAUCGUGCCGGAUGAGGUGGAUCUGCAAGUCGCGCGCCGGCGGCAGUACUACCAGCAUGAGCUGUAUGUCAAGCAUAUGGGUACGAAUCGACACUCUCGUUUCCGGCCCAACCCUACGCCUCGCCAAAUCUCUGAAGAUCCCCAGCUCGCCCAACGCGCUCAAGCAUUCAUCCGUCGCGAGCUCCGCAUAUGGCCCGCCCUCGAUGUCGAAUACCUUACGACCUAUAUCCUCUCUUUGCUAAAGUCAAUCGAUGCGAGGUCUGAGGCGAUUGUGAGGCUGCUGUCCGAGUUUCUGGAUACGGAUGAGUUUCCGAGCGCCGCGGAGCAUUUCGCGCAUGAGGUGUACUCGUUCAUGAGAAGUCCGUUCAGUUAUCUGUCAGAGUACGACGAGAUCGCCCAGUACGACCCAAUCCCUCAAUCACUAUCCCCAAGAGGCCGAUCACCCCUACCCAAAGCCCUCUCCCCCCAAGGCCGCUCACGUUCAAGAUCAUUCGACUCUCUCUCCUCCCGCUCAUACUCUCACUCCCGCUCCCCAAGCCCAUACUCCGACUACUCUCGCUCGAGAUCAUACUCCCCUCGCCCCCGUCAACGCUCCCCAUACCCUCGCUCCCGAUCUCCAUACGACCGCUAUCGCUCCCCACCUCCUUACAACCGCCGACCGCUCUCACCUCACCGCGGGGGGUAUAGGGACAGGGAUCCGUAUGUCAACCCGGGAUGGACGGCACAGCUCGAAGCGAGGGAGAGGAAGAGGGAGAAGAAUAUCCUCAAACGACGGAGAAGGGAGGAACGUCGGGCAGAGCACGCUAGAGCACGACAAGUUGUGCCCCCGAAUGGUUGGGGGCAGGCGGGGCAGGGGUCGGGGCAGGGAAUGAAAGAGAGGGUAGAGCUCUUGCCUUCACCGCCAAAGGUCCAAAGACCGUUGGACGAAGAUGUGGAGAUGACCAGCUCUGCCCCAUCUCUAUCUUCCCGGCUAGCACCUGCUUCCCGAGAUAUGCAGAGACAAGCUCCCCCACACCUCGCCAGCAGGCUAUCUAUCAAAGGCGCUGCUGCUGCCCGACAGGGCCCUCUCGGAAAAGUCUCCAUCAACGAGGAGAUUGAAAGUCGGCGCUUGUCGUUGAAGGAAAGGCUGGACAAGGCAAGAGCGGAUGCCGAGGCCAAAAAGUCUGCGGCAACUGAAGGGAUGGAUGCGGUGCCGGCUGUAAAGCUAUCGUUGAAAGAGAGAUUGGAGCGCGCGAAAGCAGAAGGCGCCAAGCGUUACGCCGGUAUAGCUUCAUUCACACCGCCUCCCACCUCGCUCUCAAAUGAGGCUGGACCUCCCUCUGCCCCCUCGGUACCCCCCAAACCUGUUCGCACGAACAGCCAAGGGGACACGAAACAAGGCCGACGGGGCAAGCUCCAACUCCGGCUCAAGCUGGAGCACGAACGAGCGCUCAUGCGCGCUUCUGCCCAAGCACCUCCCGCCGCUACACCCACUCCAUCCAUCACCCAACCCACAUCACGGCCUUCCCAAUCCCCGCUCCCGUCCACACCUGCCGAGGGUGCAGAUCAAGGAGUAGAAGCUACCAUGGAGAAAGCCCUGAAACGUAUGACGGAGCAAGAACGUCAGCGCGAAGUCCGAAGGAGGCUUAUGGUGGCCAAGUUGAAGGCGGCAGAGACGGAUCAGGAACGGAGAGCGAGAGAGUUGAAGGUGAGGUUGAUGGAGAGGAAGAAGGGGGUCGAGCCUGGGGUUGUCGUGUAA